Messenger RNA from Ochotona curzoniae (black-lipped pika), 436 nucleotides. Its product is annotated as histone H2B type 1-H. Gene Ontology annotation, cellular component: nucleosome. Bases 16 to 396 code for a protein of 126 amino acids. The transcript is spliced from 2 exons. Gene Ontology annotation, molecular function: protein heterodimerization activity; structural constituent of chromatin; DNA binding. The record is from RefSeq and is a predicted model, not a curated record. Lineage: Eukaryota; Metazoa; Chordata; Mammalia; Lagomorpha; Ochotonidae.
UGGUUGCAUUGCAAAAUGCCUGACCCUGCGAAAUCGGCUCCGGCCCCGAAGAAGGGCUCCAAGAAGGCGGUGACCAAGGCGCAGAAGAAGGACGGCAAGAAGCGCAAGCGCAGCCGCAAGGAGAGCUACUCGGUGUACGUGUACAAGGUGCUGAAGCAGGUGCACCCGGACACGGGCAUCUCGUCCAAGGCCAUGGGCAUCAUGAACUCGUUCGUCAACGACAUCUUCGAGCGCAUCGCGGGCGAGGCGUCGCGCCUGGCGCACUACAACAAGCGCUCGACCAUCACGUCCCGCGAGAUCCAGACGGCCGUGCGCCUGCUGCUGCCCGGCGAGCUGGCCAAGCACGCCGUGUCCGAGGGCACCAAGGCCGUCACCAAGUACACCAGCUCCAAGUAGAUUUGGUACGUAAGCGUCUUUACUUGCAUCCAACUCCAAA